GAUUCUUUCUUCUUUCCAAUUAUUUCAUGUCUGUGAUUUUGUAACUAACUCCUUCGCUUUCUGCUUACUUGAUUUUCUUUAUUCUCGAUGUCUUCAAUUCACCUUUUGCGUUUGCGUUUCCAUCGUAGUUUCCUUUUUCCAACUACUGAAGCGCAAGUUGAGUUACUUUACUCCUGUUGAGAACCUCAGAUGGAGGGAUCUGAAAAUUUUGAUGCAGGCAGUGACCAAGGGAAUGUAUUGGUGACACCAUAUUAUACCCCAUAUCCAAAGCACGUGCUACCAAAAUCUGGUGUUCAACCUGUUGACAUAGAGUUUUCUCCUAGCUCAGGUGGUGAUAGCUCUGCGGCUUCUAUGAAAGAGGGCCCUGGAUCAUCUUCAUCAUCCUCAUCAUCCUCGGAUUCAGAGCAAGAAAAUCAAGUAGUUGGGGAGGGAAAAACAGAUGAUGUAUCAUGGGAGAGUGAGAAUAGAAGUUAUGAUGAAUUGCUUAAAGAAUUCCUUAAAAAUGAGGAAGAGCUGAAACUUUCCAACUUUAAACUUAAGCUCUCAGAAGAAGAGUUGAAGGUUCAAAUUGAGAAAAGUGAGGGUCAGCUUAAUAAUGCGUUGGUAGAAUUAAAAGUGAAAGAGGAAGAUCUUGAGUAUGAAAAAGGACAGGUACUGGAGUUGCAAAAAAAGACAGCUGAUUUGGAAACACAUGUUCCAGAUUGCAGCCUCAAAAUUGCAAAGUUAGUGGCACAGCUGGAGUUGGCUGAAGAACAGCUUAAGAUAUCAGAUGAUGAAAUUGCAAGAUUAGAAGAGGAACUUAAUAGCAGGUCAUUGGGUACUCGUGAGUUGCAAGGUCAGCUUGAAGUAGCACAGGAUAAUGUGGCUGCAUUAGAGAACCAACUUGACUCAGAGAGAAAGCAGAUUCAUGACCUAGAAGACAGGGUUACAUGGUACAAAACUAAUGAAACCAACAAUGAACUUGAGGUGCAAAAAUUGAAGGCUGAUAUGCUUGAUGCCCAAGCACAGUUCUCAUUGGAGAAGGAUCAGUUGCAUUCUGAGAUUGCACAUUUGUCAGAAGAGAACAAACAGCUGGGCUCCAGACUUGAGGAAUAUAAGUCUAGAAGCAACAUAUUUGAAAACAAAUCAAGGCAAUUUGAAGCGGAAAAACUGAAACUAGAAGAGCUGCUUGCCACCCAACAAAUGGUUUUGCAAGGUGAAAUCAGUUGUUUGAAGGAAGAACUUGAUCAGAGAAGACAUGAUGUUGAAGCUGUGAAUAAGGAAUUUGACAGGCACAGGCAGAAGUAUGACGUGCUCAUGACUGAAAAAGAUGAGGCCAAUGCUAAGAUUCAUAACCUUAUGGCCGAGACAAGAGACCGAGACAAUCACAUUGCAAAUCUGGAGAGAGAGAUAAUCCAGGUAUGUGAACAAAAGGCAGAGCUGAUCACAGGAUCUGCAGCUACACUGAAUCUUGUAAAUGAGUUGAAACUGAAAGUUGAUGAGCUUGAAAAAGAGGUGACUAGGCAGAAUGCAGUGAUCUCAGACAGGGCUGAGGAGAAGAGGGAGGCAAUCCGACAACUAUGCUUUUCAAUUGAGCACUAUAGGAGUGGUUAUAAAGAACUUCUUCAAGCAUUUUCUGGGCACAAGCGUCAUGCCGUUACAGCUGCCUAAAGUUGCAUUCACCCAUGUCUCUUCGUUUUAUUGUGUUGUAGAUCUUUGCGCAUUAUCAAUUUUUCAUGUCGUUCCCUUAUUCUUGUUGUGCAUCUAUACAUUGCUUAAAACUCUUCCUAUCGAAUUAGGUCAAACAUUUUUUAUAUUGGUAAUUGACGUUGAUGAAAUCUCUAUAUUCAGUUCUCAGUCUUCA
Glycine soja is the source of this 1843-nucleotide messenger RNA. Its product is annotated as protein NETWORKED 4A-like. Lineage: Eukaryota; Viridiplantae; Streptophyta; Magnoliopsida; Fabales; Fabaceae. The transcript is spliced from 2 exons. The coding region runs from base 190 to 1650 and encodes 486 amino acids. The record is from RefSeq and is a predicted model, not a curated record.